Monoraphidium neglectum is the source of this 807-nucleotide messenger RNA. RefSeq lists its product as hypothetical. NCBI's taxonomy places the organism in Eukaryota, Viridiplantae, Chlorophyta, Chlorophyceae, Sphaeropleales, Selenastraceae. The transcript is spliced from 6 exons. Bases 1 to 807 code for a protein of 268 amino acids. The record is from RefSeq and is a predicted model, not a curated record. Gene Ontology annotation, molecular function: zinc ion binding; nucleic acid binding; endonuclease activity.
AUGGGCUCUGUCGGCCACACGGCGCAGCAGAGCCGCAAGGCGGCCUUCCACGGGCCGUACAUGAACCUCCUGGACACUCUGUGCCACCACAAGGACUUCCUGCAGAUCCAGCAGCGCGACGAGCCAGACUCCAAGAGAGAGUACGACAGGGAGUUGGUGCUGCGCUUCUUGGCCAUGAAGCGCAGCUACAACGUCUUCAAGACUCCACUCGCAAGCUUCCUGAUUGAGGAGCUGGUGCAGCACCAUCAAGCAGACACUGCAGAGCUGAAGCGGCUGGAAGCCAUGUUCAAAAACACCACUUCCGUGGUCUGGCAGAUCUGGGGGCCUGAGGCCUGCAGGAAGCCCGCCGCCUGCGGGGGCAGAUCGGCCUUCAGUGAGCCGCUGUGGGACGCCACUAUGGUGGGGGUGUGUGAGGAGCUGGAGCAGGCAGGCAACAACAGGCGGAGGGGGGAACUGGUCGGCAAGGCUGCAGACAUCCGUGAGGCGUACAAAAAGCUGUGUGCAGACAAGACCUUCGAGGACAACCUCAAGACAAACAGCAGGCGCAACAUACAGCGGCGCAUCGCGAUGCUGCGGGGGAUGCUGGUGGAAGCUGCGCCACCGACGAGGCUGGACGCAAGGCGGGCCUUUCCCAACGACAUCAAGCGGCAGCUGUGGGCGGAACCCGCCGCCAGGGGGCGGCAGCUAGUGUGCGGGCUGUGCAACCAGAUUAUUCACCAAGUGGGGGAUGCUGAGGUGGACCACGUGACACCCUGGUCGCACGGCGGCGCCACAACCGCAUCCAACGCGCAGCUGGUGCACAGGUGA